UCUUCUCACCCUUCAGGAGAGCGAAAUACUUUACAGGGAGGAAUGGCCAGCAAACCUGACACUGAAAGUCAAUGAAACUCUCGAACUUUAUUUCUCUUUUGCUGAAAUAUUGGAGGACAAUAGGAACAUUACUGUCUACGCGAAACACGGCUACUUAGUCGGGAUAAGUUUUAAUACAGAAUGUAUUCUUGAGACUGUCUCGCUACAACUGCUCGACCAUCUCUGGAUGUGUCGGUGUCUGAGAUGGAAUGUCGGCAACUACAGCUUUCAGAAAGUCGUCGAGAAGAAAGAUUCUGGAACCUGGCUUUUGCAGUUCUUGGACAAAGGAGCCGAAUUUAAAGAGACUUUAUACAUCAUUGCACAAGAUAACGACGACAGAGAGGAAACAAACAACAGCACCAUCACAACCAUCACAUCAAUAACCACCACCAACAUCGUCAUCAUUGCCUGCAGUGGCACAGUUGUCAUCAUUUCUGUUAUCAUAGUGGUCGUCUGUUGCUGCCGAUGGCGAAGCAGAAAAGCAGCAAGGACCGCGGGUACAGGUCCAGAGGGCAACAUCGAGGUGGCCACCCGCUCCAGGGGCGGUAGGUGCAUACAGCAGAGAGACAGCACUGCCUACACGUCACCUGCAUCCGUGAUGACCCUGCGUGAGUACGCCGGCAUCAUGACCCCGCAGCAGCUACAGCAGCAAACUGAGUUUUGUUCCGAAUCAUCGUCCAACGAGAACAUCUACGGAAACAUCAGCUACCCUGUAAAGCAAAAUAGAUGGAAGAUAGGGCAGCGAUGUUCCCGCCUUGUCCGGCGAUUUCUGCCCCUGACGACCCUCUGACUCCGAGGUCAAGGUUACUGUGAAGGUUGUCCACAAGCUUCUACUGAUGACGAUGUUGGCAUCUACAGUAAUCUACAAGAGGACACCAUAUACGAAAAUUUCUCUCAUGUCACCCAGUCACGUGACGUGAAGUGAGCUGGUAUAAGACUUUUAUUCACUUGGACACAUUAUUUGAGUCACGUGAUCCAGACCAGAUACCAAGGAACUCGGUUUAUACCUGCAUGGGAGCAAUUUCCUUAAACUCAUUGCAAUUCUAGUUCUAAUUGCACACACUUUUUAACAUAAUUUGUUUUAAUGAAAUCUUUUAAAAACCAAAAGAACCGGCAACUCUGAAUUGACUGUGGAAGGCAGUAAGAAAAAGCGGGAUAGAAAGGCUAUCCACCCUGAAUAUCCUUCAUAUUUAUUCCUUGAUUAAUAUUUUCAUAUUAUUGCACUGCAAGUAUUCCACCUAUCAUCUCUAUCCAGUAAUUAUGAAUAAAUAAUAAUAAAGAAAAAAAUGAUAAAAGAAUGCAAGUAUGGUUGACUUUGUCAAUCUAAGUUCCAACUGGAGUAUAAUGAGUUAAUUACUUUAAAAUUUCUUACGUGGACUGCAUCCAACUGUGGUCGUGGGUCGGAGUCUUUUUCGUCGUUUCUUUCAUCAUUUGAUGAGUUUCUGUUACUUUCCCUUUUCACGAGUAGACUAGUGAUUGUUACUAGUUUCCUAUUCAACUUGAUACUCUAAUUUUAUAUCAAGUUAGUUCGAAUUUUGUUAUUGUUAUUGUCGUUGUUGUUCUUAGAUUUUAUAUUCUCUUAUUUAGUGCUAAUAAGAUGUUGUUUGUGUUUGGUAACAUGUUUCCUGCAUAUUAAUUGUCCAAGAAGUGGACUUGGCCCUUACGGCUAAUGAUCAAAAUUUAUGUCACCUAAACAACUUGUGGUCAUCCCACCAUUGAAGUAACUUUUUCACCCUCUGGAUGACUGACUGUUCUGAUGACCUGUGACAUAUUUUAUAUGUCUUUGUCAAACAAAUAAAACAAAUCCCUGUACAAACUUGUAGAAUAUAUUAUUCUAUGGUGGAAUUAUAAAGAAUCAGCACUGUAUUUAAAUUUCCACUGGUCCUUAACUCAUGAAGUCCAAGCGUCAGCUAGAAAAAUGUUUCCUGAUGCUCUUGGUGUUGUUGCAACUUCCUUCUGUAAAUCAUUCCAUAUUACAGAAAAAAUGCUUGGCCAUGCCAAAGUUCUGUUUUAUAAGGGCAAACACUACAUAAGGAAACAACAGGGAUCCUGAAGCGGAAACAAACAGGAAUUGGUUCUAUGGAAUAUGAGUGAUGAUCAAGCUCGUACCCUUAAUUAUUUAAAAUCCAAACUAAGGCUUUCUUUCGUGAAAACGAGAAGAGAAGAAGGUGGACAAAGGACUAAUGGUAAAUAUUGCUUAUUUUGAAUUUUAAGAUUGUAAUUAUACAGACUUUAAUUUAUUUCUAUUUACUCCUAUUUAUUGUGAAUUUUUAGCUUAGUAUUAUGUUUAAGUAAGAGGUUACUUUUCUUAAUCUGCGAACAAAGAGUCUAGUUUUCUUAGGGAGGCGAAUGAUUCUGCCUUUUGACAUGGUUCAAAUUUAAAUUUAAAUGAAAAUUU
Messenger RNA from Pomacea canaliculata, 2437 nucleotides. RefSeq lists its product as uncharacterized. The transcript is spliced from 4 exons. The coding region runs from base 227 to 829 and encodes 200 amino acids. The record is from RefSeq and is a predicted model, not a curated record. NCBI's taxonomy places the organism in Eukaryota, Metazoa, Mollusca, Gastropoda, Architaenioglossa, Ampullariidae.